UCUAUAUCUCGGGUAUCAGCUAAUCCUCUGUGCAUCCUCCAAGUGGGAUAUUCUGUUCCUAAGUGUCACAUCAGCAUUCUCCAUUGUGACAUAAUCCUAUACUGCUGUGUCUUGGUUUCGGAAUCCGGGGAAGUACAUUUACCCCGUGUCGCCAUCGGAUAAAUGGAAGCGGCCGGCUUGUUGGAUGGGUUCAUUUUGUACCUUUCUCUGAGCAGCUUUCCCAAGUCUAAAGUAUGUGGUGUUACUACCUGUCCCUGGGAACCUUUGUGUUCGUGCUGCCAGUCUGUUGGGUGCACGUAGCAGAGACCAAGUCAGUAGGUACUGCCUGCCCUGCUAAUAGCUACUGGGGGUGUCUGAAGACCUGCAUGGAGAGCUGCGACAAACUCAACGACGUUAACCCCGUGUGCCCCGUAUUGUGCAAUUGGGGCUGUGAGUGUAAACCGGGGUACAUCUUGGAAUCGCAGUCGUCUAAAGUGUGCGUGCCGCUCAGCGACUGCAAUGUGGCCUGUCCCCUAAAUAUGCAUUUCCGGCCUUGCUCACUGCGCCCCCCAAUCACCUGCGAGCUGGUUAAUGCCACCCUGCCCGACCUGCCCUCCUGCAGCCCCCAGUGCUACUGCGAUGAAGGCUAUGCCUUUACUAGAGACCGGAAGAAGCCCUGUAUUCCCCUGGGAGAAUGUUCAAAGCAGCAAAAUGCAGCCCUGGACUAAUGGAGCUACAGGUUGUCAUUUCCCUAUGGGACCAAACUGUAAAUUAUAUCCUUAUAAAUGGUGCUUAGUGAUGUCAUCAGUUAUAAUCGGAGCUUAGUGAUGGCAUUUCUGUCACAUGACUCACUGAAACUUGUAUAUUAUAUUAAA
This is a messenger RNA of Xenopus tropicalis (tropical clawed frog), 854 nucleotides long. RefSeq names its product alpha-tectorin. The transcript is spliced from 5 exons. The coding region runs from base 234 to 707 and encodes 157 amino acids. The record is from RefSeq and is a predicted model, not a curated record. Lineage: Eukaryota; Metazoa; Chordata; Amphibia; Anura; Pipidae.